Molecule: messenger RNA, 2469 nt
Organism: Glarea lozoyensis ATCC 20868
Lineage: Eukaryota; Fungi; Ascomycota; Leotiomycetes; Helotiales; Helotiaceae
Product: P-loop containing nucleoside triphosphate hydrolase
Exons: 6
Coding region: 1-2469 (822 amino acids)
Biological process (GO): retrograde protein transport, ER to cytosol; mitotic spindle disassembly; autophagosome maturation
Cellular component (GO): cytosol; VCP-NPL4-UFD1 AAA ATPase complex; nucleus
Molecular function (GO): polyubiquitin modification-dependent protein binding; ATP hydrolysis activity; ATP binding
Source: RefSeq, a predicted model, not a curated record
AUGUCCGCCGAACCGGAUCAUGUCGAGCACAAGAAGAAGGUGAACUUGAACGAUGCCUCUGGAUCUGAGGCCAAGGCGGCCGAUGACACCGCAACGGCUAUUCUCAAGAAGAAGAAGAAGCCCAACUCUUUAAUGGUUACCGAUGCCGUGAAUGACGAUAACUCGGUCAUUGCCUUGUCCAACAACACCAUGGAGACAUUACAGCUUUUCCGUGGCGACACUGUUUUGGUAAAGGGAAAGAAGCGCAAGGAUACAGUUCUUAUUGUUCUCGCGGAUGAUGAUUUGGAUGACGGAAGUGCACGCAUGAACCGUGUUGUUAGACAUAACCUACGCGUCAAGCACGGUGAUAUUAUAACCGUCCAUCCAUGUCCGGAUAUCAAAUAUGCCAAGCGUAUUGCAGUUCUGCCCAUCGCCGAUACCGUCGAAGGUCUUACUGGUUCCUUAUUCGAUGUUUUCCUCGCCCCAUACUUCCGCGAAGCCUACCGACCGGUCCGUCAGGGAGAUCUUUUCACAGUUCGUGGUGGUAUGAGACAGGUGGAGUUUAAAGUCGUGGAGGUUGACCCUCCAGAAUACGGUAUCGUAGCACAAGACACAGUCAUCCACUGCGAAGGCGAACCGAUCCAGCGCGAAGACGAGGAAGGAAACUUAAACGAAGUUGGUUAUGAUGACAUUGGAGGAUGCAGAAAACAGAUGGCACAGAUUCGAGAGAUGGUUGAGCUGCCAUUAAGACAUCCUCAGCUAUUCAAGUCCAUUGGUAUUAAGCCUCCUCGUGGUGUUCUGAUGUUCGGUCCUCCAGGUACUGGUAAGACACUCAUGGCUCGAGCUGUGGCAAAUGAGACAGGUGCCUUUUUCUUCUUGAUCAACGGUCCGGAAAUCAUGUCGAAGAUGGCUGGUGAGUCCGAAUCGAAUCUGCGAAAGGCAUUUGAAGAGGCCGAGAAGAACUCCCCUGCAAUUAUCUUUAUUGACGAGAUUGAUUCCAUUGCCCCAAAGCGAGACAAGACAAACGGAGAAGUCGAGCGCCGUGUCGUUUCUCAACUUCUUACCCUUAUGGACGGAAUGAAGGCACGAUCGAAUGUUGUUGUCAUGGCUGCCACCAACAGACCCAAUUCCAUCGAUCCUGCUCUUCGUCGUUUCGGUCGUUUUGACCGAGAAGUUGAUAUUGGUAUUCCUGAUCCAACUGGUCGUCUCGAGAUUCUCCAAAUUCACACCAAGAACAUGAAGUUGGGCGAUGAUGUUGAUCUAGAGCAGAUUGCAUCGGAGACUCACGGUUAUGUCGGUUCUGAUAUUGCAUCCCUCUGCUCGGAGGCUGCUAUGCAACAGAUCCGUGAAAAGAUGGAUCUCAUUGAUCUCGAUGAGGACACCAUCGAUGCCGAGGUUCUCGACUCUCUCGGUGUCACUAUGGACAAUUUCCGCUUCGCUCUUGGUGUCUCCAACCCAUCUGCCCUUCGCGAGGUUGCAGUUGUGGAGGUACCAAACGUCCGCUGGGACGACAUUGGAGGAUUGGAGGAAGUCAAGCGCGAGCUUAUCGAGAGUGUCCAGUACCCAGUCGACCACCCCGAGAAGUUCCUCAAGUUUGGUCUGUCUCCAUCUCGCGGUGUCUUGUUUUAUGGCCCUCCUGGUACUGGUAAAACACUGCUUGCGAAGGCUGUCGCCAAUGAAUGUUCUGCCAACUUCAUCUCCGUCAAAGGCCCUGAGUUGUUGAGCAUGUGGUUUGGUGAAUCUGAAAGCAAUAUCAGAGAUAUUUUCGACAAGGCUCGCGCUGCCGCACCUUGCGUUGUCUUUUUGGAUGAGUUGGAUUCCAUUGCUAAAUCACGUGGUGGGUCCGUUGGUGAUGCUGGAGGAGCAUCUGAUCGUGUUGUCAAUCAAUUGUUGACUGAAAUGGACGGUAUGACUUCAAAGAAGAAUGUCUUUGUUAUUGGAGCAACCAACAGACCUGAACAGCUCGACAAUGCCCUUUGCCGACCUGGACGUCUCGAUACUCUCGUCUACGUUCCUUUACCGAACGAGUCAUCUCGUGCAGGUAUUUUGAAGGCACAGCUCCGAAAGACACCUGUCGCUGAUGAUGUUGACCUCAACUACAUCGCAUCUAAGACUCACGGAUUCUCCGGAGCCGAUUUGGGUUUCAUCACUCAACGUGCGGUCAAAUUGGCCAUCAAGGAGGCAAUCUCACUGGACAUCGAUCGCCGCAAGGCACGUGAGGCUGCUGGGGAGGAUGUUGAUAUGGAGGACGAAGACGCUGAGGAUCCAGUCCCACAAUUGACAAAGGCUCAUUUCGCAGAGGCCAUGUCACAAGCACGACGAUCUGUAACUGAUGUCGAGAUCCGCCGCUACGAGGCGUUUGCUCAGAGUAUGAAGAGUUCCGGCCCUGGUGCGUUCUUUAAGUUCCCAGAGGCCGGGGAGGCGGCGCCUGCUGCGAACGGUGGUGCCGACUUUGGAGACGCUGCCCAGGAUGACAGUCUCUAUGACUAA